Anguilla anguilla (European eel) is the source of this 2336-nucleotide messenger RNA. RefSeq names its product copine IVa (gene cpne4a). Gene Ontology annotation, cellular component: plasma membrane. Gene Ontology annotation, molecular function: calcium-dependent phospholipid binding. The record is from RefSeq and is a predicted model, not a curated record. Gene Ontology annotation, biological process: cellular response to calcium ion. The transcript is spliced from 16 exons. The coding region runs from base 260 to 1921 and encodes 553 amino acids. NCBI's taxonomy places the organism in Eukaryota, Metazoa, Chordata, Actinopteri, Anguilliformes, Anguillidae.
AUCUGAGACUUCGCUCUAACCAUCUUUCAUAGAGAGUAGACGAGCAUUCGGAUUGUGAGACAAACUCCAUUUACCCAGGAGUGGGCUGGCUCUCCAAGCUCUGAUACAAACAGUGAUUUGAGAAUGGAGUUAGUCUCCUUGUACGGAGCGCUCGCCUUUCAAAGUCGACUUUCCUCACAUCGUAGCAUUUAAACAAGGAAGUUUUUUUGCCAACAUCUUGUGGGGAUAUUUUUAUGUUCGCUGGAGCAGCACAAAGAAAAUGAGCAACAUCUAUGAGUCCGCAGCCAACUCCCUGGGCCUCUUCAGCAGCCCCUGCCUGACCAAGGUGGAGCUGCGUGUCAUGUGCAAGGGGAUAUCUGACAGGGACACCCUGUCCAAGCCCGACCCCUGCGUCGUUCUCAAGAUGCAGUCACACGGACAGUGGCUGGAGGUGGACAGAACAGAGGUGAUCCGGAGCUGCAUAAACCCCACCUUCUCCAAAGUCUUCACGGUGGACUUCUACUUCGAGGAGGUGCAGCGUCUGCGCUACGAGCUGUACCACAUCAGCAGCAACCACAACGGACUGAAGGAAGCUGACUUCCUUGGAGCCAUGGAGUGCACACUAGGCCAAAUUGUAUCCCAGAGAAAACUCUCUAAAUGUCUGCUGAAACAGGGAAACACAGUGGGGAAGGCUGCUAUUAUGGUCACCGCAGAAGAACUGUCUGGCAAUGAUGACUAUGUUGAGCUCUCAUUCAGCGCAAGGAAACUGGAUGACAAGGACUUCUUCAGCAAGUCUGAUCCAUUUUUGGAAAUCUUCAGAACAAAUGAUGAUUCCACUCAACAGCUUGUGCACAGAACAGAGACUGUAAUGAACAACCUCAAUCCCAUCUGGAAAACCUUCAAGGUCUCUUUGAAUUCACUCUGCAGUGGAGACCAUGACCGCCAGCUAAAGUGCGCGGUGUGGGACUGGGACUCCAACGGGAAGCACGAUUUCAUUGGAGAAUACCAAGCAACCUUUAAAGAGAUGCGAAUGGCAAUGGAUGGACGUCAGGUGCAAUGGGAAUGUAUAAACCCCAAAUACAAGAUCAAGAAAAAGAAUUACAAGAACUCUGGGAUUGUAAUUCUGAAUCAGUGCAAGAUCAUCAAGAUGCAUUCUUUCUUGGAUUACAUCAUGGGGGGAUGCCAGAUACAGUUUACAGUAGCUAUUGAUUUCACGGCCUCUAAUGGGGAUCCCAGAAACAGCUGCUCAUUGCACUAUAUCCACCCAUAUCAACCGAACGAGUACCUGAAGGCCCUGGUCGCUGUGGGGGAGAUCUGCCAGGACUACGACAGCGACAAAAUGUUCCCUGCCUUUGGCUUUGGGGCUCGAAUACCUCCAGAUUUUAAGGUCUCCCAUGAUUUUGCUGUGAAUUUCAAUGAAGAUAAUCCUGAAUGUGCAGGCAUCCAAGGUGUGGUGGAGGCAUAUCAGAACUGCCUUCCCAAGAUCCAGCUGUACGGCCCCACCAACAUCGCCCCCAUCAUCCAGAAAGUGGCUAACUCUGCGUCUGAGGAGAUGCACACCAAGGAAGCCAUGCAAUACUUCAUCCUGCUGAUCCUGACAGAUGGUGUCAUAACUGAUAUGGCGGACACACGGGAAGCUAUUGUCCACGCCUCCCACCUACCCAUGUCCGUCAUCAUUGUGGGCGUGGGCAACGCUGACUUCAGCGACAUGCAGAUGCUGGAUGGGGACGAUGGCAUCCUCCGCUCGCCCAAGGGUGAACCUGUCCUGAGGGACAUCGUGCAGUUUGUUCCAUUCCGCAACUUCAAGCAUGCAUCUCCUGCAGCCCUGGCCAAGAGUGUUCUAGCAGAGGUUCCCAACCAGGUGGUCGACUACUACAACAGCAAGGGGAUUAAGCCCAAGGACCUCAGUGACUACGAGUGCUCCAGGACAUUUGGCCCAUAACUGCUCAGCAGUUUCCAUAAAUCUAUACAGAGAUUUCAGCACGUUUCAGCAAUUUUUAAACGAAUAUUUUUUUGCAUGUGCAGUCGUCCAGGCUUGCAUUUGUUAUGCAGUGGUAAUUGUUGAAGACGUUUGUAUGCCAAAUUAAAAACUUAAAAGAACCAAACUGACUACUUUGAAUAAGAGCAUGUCAACUUGGAAUCAGUUGAAGAAAUAUAUGAAACGUUUGUGUUUGUUUUUAUACAAGUUUGUUGAGAUUUUGCUAAAUUUCAUAAUAUUCUUACAUUGUAAAACAUUUUGGAUCCUUGAGAAUUAAUAGCUACAUGUAUUAGACAUCUGCUCGAAGUGGACUUUUUGCAGAUAAGGCAGAUGCAUGAAUUUUGCAUGUCGAUAAUAAAAAAGACAUUUUUUCAUUGGU